AUGAAGAAGCCAACUUCUCACACACUCCAGCAGAUUCACAUUAGGACUAAACCUGGUCUUAAUCGACUCAUAGCAGAGUAUGAUGCCAAAAAGAAUGCUUAUGCGGAAGAGGAAGCACGUUUUCAAGCCAGCCUUUUGCGCCGUUGUCCUGUUAACUUAUGGCCCGGAGGAGCUCAUAAAACUGCGUGUCCCCGACCCAUUCUCAUCUUUAGGGAGCAUCAGAACCAGCUUGAAGAAUUACAUGAGGCGCUGACUGCUGGCAUUACGGAUAUUGUCGAAAGAUGGUGGACAGAUCCGGAGGCACGCUUUCCAGAGCGCAUGCCUCUUGAGAAGCAGGAAGAAGACCUCUUGAAAUGGAUUGAUGAGCAAGUCCCCGGAAAUGAGGCGAUGAGAUAUCGCGAGCGUCGGGGCUCGUGGAGACCAGACUUUCUCGUUGAGGAUGCGAUUGGGGAGGAUGGCUUAACAAUGGAAAGGUUCCGUAUCACCGAGAUUAACGCGCGGUUCUCCUUCAAUGCCUUCAUCCUUGGCACGCUUGCACACGAGGGUCUGCGUGAUAUGGGAGUGGGAGGCAAUGGCUUGGAAUUGGCAACCAACCCAGAAAGGUUGCUUAAUGCUAUCAUCGGGCUCUUUGACCCUACUCGUCCCUUGCACCUUCUAAAAGGCGAAGAAAAGGGAAUGGAUAUACACUUGUUCCUUCAUGUCAUCCAGCAGCGUUUUGGUCUCACAGCCAGACUUAUUACCCCGUCACAACUCAGACUCUUGCUUCCACCUAACAAUAAUGGUAAAUAUAAACUCUGCUGUGUGGUGGAAGGUGAAGACUUUGCUGCCUUGGAGACCAGUUCUGGUGAACUUGUAGAGGAAAUUCACCAAGUCGGUCUCGAGCUACAUCAGUCUGAGCUACUCGCACUAGACCCCGAGAUGUUGCGGCAAAUAAGUGUGCGCUGUUUCAACGAUAUGCGCUCAAUUCUGCUUACGCAUGACAAAAGGAUGCUAGGUAUCCUAAAGCAAGAACUCAAGCCACUGGUCGCACGCGGUGUGAUUACACAUGCACAAGCACAGAUUCUCGAUCAUGGGAUUGCAGACACCAUCCUCCCAGGAUCGGUAGAUUUGCAACGCCUUAUUGCGCUCUGCAGGGAGAUUCCGGAAUCACGGGAUCAGUUUCUAUUGAAGCCCAUUCGCAGUGGAAAAGGAGCUGGGAUUGUCUUCGGCGAUGAAGUGGAGCCUGAAGCGUGGGUAUCGGCCCUGCAGCUUCAGUUAAACCCGCAGAUUGUUGCCGGGGUAUCCUGUGUAAUACAGCGCCGUAUCACCCCGCGUCUAUAUGGGCUUAUUUUAAACUCAUCUGGUGUCCGGGUUCAGUACCCUUUGAUCGGAACGUACUUUGUCGUACAUGGAAGGUUGCUCGGUCUUGGAGGGUGGAGGAGUAGUCCUGAUAAAAUCUGUGCUGUUAGUCAUGGGGGAUCCUGGAUAUGCUCGGUGAUGUAUGAGAAUUGA
Messenger RNA from Penicillium longicatenatum, 1491 nucleotides. RefSeq lists its product as uncharacterized. Bases 1 to 1491 code for a protein of 496 amino acids. The transcript is spliced from 3 exons. NCBI's taxonomy places the organism in Eukaryota, Fungi, Ascomycota, Eurotiomycetes, Eurotiales, Aspergillaceae. The record is from RefSeq and is a predicted model, not a curated record.